Messenger RNA from Acanthosepion pharaonis, 2658 nucleotides. The record is from the annotation of a GenBank genome assembly. NCBI's taxonomy places the organism in Eukaryota, Metazoa, Mollusca, Cephalopoda, Sepiida, Sepiidae.
AUGAUUCUGUCAGCCUAUUCUCUCUUCUUUUGUCUUCUCUCCUAUUCUCUCUUCUUUUGUCUUUCUGUUUAUGACAAACCCUAUUCUUUUUCUGUCCAGCCUAUUCUCUCUUUCUUUUGUCUUGCUCUGUUUAUGACAAACCUAUAUGAUGCUGUCCAGCCUAUUCUCUUUCUUUUGUUUUGCUCUCCUUUUUCUCUCUUCUUUUGUCUUGCUCUGUAUUAUGACAAACCUAUCUUUGAUUCUGUCCAGCUCUUUCUCUUUUUUUUCUCUCUUCCACAAACCUCCUCUUCACCUAUUGACAAACCUCUUUCUUUUUCUGUCCAGCCUAUUCUCUCUCUUUUGUCUUGCUCUGUUCCCAUGACAAACCCUCUCUUGAUUCUGUCAGCCUAUUCUCUCUUCUUUUGUCUUGCUCUCCUAUUCUCUCUUCUUUUUUUGCUCUUUUUCACCAAACCUUUCUCUUCAAACAGCCUAUUCUUUCUUCUUUUGUCUUGCUCCAGCAAACCUUAUUCUCAGCCUAUUCUCUCUUUUUGUCUUGCUCUGUAUUAUGACAAACCUUAUGAUUCUGUCCAGCCUAUUCUCUCUUCUUUUGUCUUGCUCUCCUAUUCUCUCUUCUUUUGUCUUGCUCUGUCUUAUUAUGACAAACCUCUUCUUUAUGAUUCUGUCAGCCUAUUCUCUCUUCUUUUCCUAUUCUCUCUUCUUUUGUCUUGCUCUGUAUUUCCCAAACCUCUUCUUGAUUCUGUCAGCCUAUUCUCUCUUCUUUUGUCUUGCUCUGUAUUUUUCAUCCAAACCUAUAUGAUUCUGUCAGCCUAUUUCUCUUCUUCUUUGUCUUCUCUCCUAUUCUCUCUUCUUUUUUUUGUCUUCCUCUGUCUUUUUUUUCUUUUAUAUGAUUCUCUUCAGCCUAUUCUCUCUUCUUUUGUCUUUCUGUAUUAUGACAAACCUGCUCUUGAUUCUGUUUUAUUCUCUCUCUUCUUCUUGUCUUGCUCUCCUAUUCUCUCUUCUUUUGUCUUGCUCUGUAUUAUGACAAACCUAUAUGAUUCUGUCUCAGCCUAUUCUCUCUUCUUUUGUUUUUGCUCUGUCUUUAUGACAAACCUAUAUGAUUCUGUCCAGCCUAUUCUCUCUUCUUCUUUUGUCUUGCUCUCCUAUUCUCUCUUCUUUUGUCUUGCUCUGUAUUUGACAAACCUAUAUGAUUCUGUCCAGCCUAUUCUUCUCUUCUUUUGUCUUGCUCUCCUAUUCUCUCUUCUUUUUUGUCUUGCUCUGUAUUAUGACAAACCUCUUAUGAUUCUUUCAGCCUAUUCUCUCUUCUUUUCCUAUUCUCUCUUCUUUUUCUUGCUCUUUCCUCAAACCCUUUCUGUAUGUCCAGCCUAUUCUCUCUUCUUUUGUCUUGCUCUUUAUGACAAACCUAUCUUCUUUGCUCCUAUUCUCUCUUCUUUUGUCUUCUUCUCUGUAUUCCUCCUUCAAACCCUAUUGAUUCUGUCAGCCUAUUCUCUCUUCUUUUGUCUUGCUCUCCUAUUCUCUCUUCUUUUGUCUUGCUCUUCUUAUGACAAAUCCUCUUAUGAUUCUUUUCCAGCCUUCUCUCUUCUUUUGUCUUGCUCUGUAUUUCCACAAACCUAUAUGAUUCUGUUUUCAGCCUAUUCUCUUUUCUUUUGUCUUGCUCUCCUAUCUCUCUUCUUCUUUUGUCUUGCUCUCUGUUCUUCUUUUUUAUUUGAUUCUUUCAGCCUAUUCUUCUCUCUUCUUUUGUCUUGCUCUUUUUUAUUUCUGACAAACCUAUAUGAUUCUGUCCAGCCUAUUCUCUCUUUUUUUUGUCUUGCUCUGUGUUAUAUUCAAACCUUUGUGAUUCUGUCUGUUCUAUCCUAUUCUCUUUUUUUGUCUUGCUCCUCCUCUUCUUUUCCUAUUCUCUCUUCUUUUGUCUUGCUCUGUCUUAUGACAAACCUAUAUGAUUCUGUUCAGCCUAUUCUCUCUUCUUUUGUCUUGCUCUGUAUUAUGACAAACCUCCUCUUUGAUUCUGUCCAGCCUAUUUCUCUCUUCUUUUGUCUUGCUCUCCUAUUCUCUCUUCUUUUGUCUUGCUCUGUCUUUCUGACAAACCUAUAUGAUUCUGUCAGCCUAUUCUCUCUUCUUUUUCCUAUUCUCUCUUUUUUUUUUGUCUUGCUCUGUUUUAUGACAAACCUAUAUGAUUCUUUUGUUUUGCCUAUUCUCUCUUCUUUUUUCUUUUCUGUCUUUAUGACAAACCUAUAUGAUGCUGUCCAGCCUAUUCUCUUCUUUUUUUUUAUCUUUUGCUCUGUAUUUGACAAACCUCUUCUUUUUUCUUUCUGUCCAUCCUCCUAUUCUUUUCUCUUCUUUUUUUUUUGCUCUCCUAUUCUCUCUUCUUUUUUUCUUGCUCUGUCCUAUUCUCUCUUCUUUUGUCUUGCUCUGUUCUUUGACAAACCUCCUAAUUCUUUCCAGCCUAAUUCUCUCUUCUUUUGUCUUGCUCUCCUAUUCUCUCUUCUUUUUUUUUUCUGUCUUCUCUUCCAAACCUCUUUUGAUUUUUGUUUUGUAAUUCUCUCUUUUUUUCUUUUUCUUGCUCUCUUCCACAUCCUCCUCUUCUUUUUUUCUCUCUUCUUUCUCUUCUCUUUUUUUUUUUUUCUUCUCUUCUAUUCUCUCUUCCUUUUUUCUUUUGUUUGA